AUGCUGCCAGAAUAUUCAUCCACCAGUCGAUUUGGUGUCGCAUACCCCGUAUGUAGGGACUUUCCCCAUUUGGGGCCUGGUACAUACAACCAGGACGUAAGUUGCUGAAGACUUUUUUUCGUAAAUACGAAGAUGUCUUAUAGUUUAACUCUAUGAUGUACAAUAUGGAGACCAAAAUCUGCAGCCCAAAGGGAUACACACUUGGCGCAAGAACUGCACAGUUCUUACCGCCACCAAAAAAUGUAAGUUCUGUGGAAGUAUUGUUUGUUCAGUAUCGUGGAUUUGGGACGAGCCGCCCGAUUUUAUUUUGAUUUAGUGACUUUGCUUUUAACAGCGAAAAUAUAUGAUGCUAUAAAUUUAACAUUUUUAUUUGAUUGUUGAGUAAAAUUUUGAUUAUGAUCCAUGACACUAGAUAGAGCAAGUUCUCUAUGUACAAGACAGUGCACAAAUUCUGCGGAUAGCGACUGGCGUGAAACCAGAGGGUGUGCAUGUUCUUAGCUGGUGUUGUCCCUUCUCUGGUCAAAAAUAAGACAAGAAGAUGGGAUUCCCAGCAGAAUAUGCUUCGUCUUAGUGAAAACUCUUGGUCGAAGUGCGUACAACGUUUUCGUUGUUUGGCAUAUCCACUUAUCUCGAAUGCUCAUCACGGCAUCAUAUGUGACACCUGCAACCUGGUAAUCAAAUGAUGAGAGUUGAAAUUCAAACUGACAUUAUCGUCUAAUUAGACUGAACUUCAACUGCCAAUUUUUAUGUGCCAAUCUUUUGACCCAUCGAGACCCAACCGCAGCGAAACCCAACGAGGCUUGUGCCGUACUAACUAUUUUGUGCACACGGAAAGUAUGGAAACUUCGGCCAGUGGAAAUCCACCGUUCGGAAGUGUUGAUUUUGUAAUGGAUGAGUCAUAGCACGUUCUUCUUCAUCUCCAGUGCCCAUAUACGUUAUUAACUUUACAACCGCGCAGAUCUCACGACGGUUACAGUUGGUGCAACUGGUGGCGAGUCUGUCUAAAGCUUAAAUUGACCGAGCUUCCCAUCUCCAUGAACGUGGUUGUUUUUAGCGGGCGCAUCCGGGUGACUGAUAGAAUACUUAAACUAGUGGCACUAAGGUAGGUCUUGAGUUCGUGUCUGAUCUGUUGUUCCGUGCUCUGCACAAUUCGCGUGCUAAACAGUUUAACUUCGCGCUCAGGCCUACCGACUUGGGCAAGUAAGUCACUCGCGUCGCAGUUAACUCACAUCCGAUAAGUUUCAUUGAGCCACAAACACUUGAUACGAGCUGCUGGCUAUUUGUAUAACAUAUGAAAUAUGAGGGAUGCGACGCUUCUCUGCUAGACUGAAAGACCAGAGCUCUCUCGAACACUGGAUAGGCAUUUUAAUGUUCAAAUAGCUGACACCAAUCAGUAUGUAGGUUUUUUACUGGACCGCCUAGGGUCUAAAAGGCUUAUUAGACAUAGGCCUAGUUAGGGUCGAAAGUGCGCACACUAACUUUAUCGUCAGCCUCCAUAACAAGCAGGGACGAACCGUUACACCUGCGGGCCACGUAUUGUAGGUGACGGGCGGUUGGUUUGUCGGAGUCCUCUUGAUGCUAAAACUGGGAAUGCCAGCCGGCAAGUUUUAACCGCUCUCUUAGAAUUAUUUACACUUCCUCGCCUAAAUAAGUGGUUAUUAUCGAGUAGCCACCACUUUUGCAGCUGCUAAUGGCUUAGGCCAGUGGCUCCGGUUUCAUUCUUUAUGUGUAAAGGUUCAUUUGACGACAUUUUAAAACAUAUUUUUAGUAAAGUUAAGACUAUAUGUGUAACCGUUAUAGCACGGUAGACAAUUCCACCGUAUAUCAAUUGUAAUGCAGUGCCAGACUAAUGAAAGUGACUUUAUUGCUACAAAACUACCAGCAGAGUAUGAUUCAGAGUACGGACACUGGGAUUAAGUUUAUCUAUUCGAAUAAUAUGCAUGAAACCGCGUUUCAAAAUUUCGAAUGAAACCUUCCGAACCCCUUAUCCAAAGUAAUUUUUAAAUUAAACUGAGCUCGCAGAAGGUGCAUUUAAUUAGUGCUGUUUUAAACCUGGUCGCCGCCUUUUGCUGGGCUUGAGCGCGACGCGGAAGGUUAAUCCAACCGCUCUAGAUAGGGUCAUUUUGAUGAGACCUGAACAGCGUUUGUGGAGUACAAGGCUGGAACAGGAUUUACUGGAAAUUUCCUCCAGAAUGUCCGAGGUCUCUGCAGGUGACGGUGAGACUUUCGACUGUCAUGCGAAACCUAAUGCUAAUGCCUAUCACAGAAAGCCGCAAGUUGAGAAAUUUUUCUGCCCGCAAUAUCUAGGGCCUACAACACUUUGCCCAGAGACUUUAUUUCAGCUUUUAGUUUGUCGUCCCGAAACACGCUACUCUACCUUUCUCUCUCUCUUUCUCUAAAUGAGCGUUUCCGUUCUGCCUGGGUACUUCGGUAGUUUACAUAAACUCUAAGGAUCUAGAUGGCAGAUAAAAUUCCCACAUUAAAAAUGUUAACCAUUAAUUGCCAGACUGUCUUACUGUCAUGUUUUUAGAAGGAAUCAUGUUGUCUAUCAAUUUGUCUGCCUUCUAGCAGACCCAAAAGGGAAUUCGUUAUUCAGCAAUUUGUCGUUUUCAUUACUUUUCCAAAGAACGGUGUUCCUGGACCUGCGGCCUACCAACCAAUAACGACAGAAUUUCAUCCUCCAAAACCCAGUUACAAACCCUUCGGCUCCUCAUGCCCGAGAGAAAUGGGAGUUGUCCUAACCGGGAGGGACGCGCCAAGGCAAGCAUUUAUGCGACUGGAAUGCUCCAACCCCUUCGAAGACAGUUUGGGCGACUAG
Spirometra erinaceieuropaei is the source of this 2818-nucleotide messenger RNA. The record is from the annotation of a GenBank genome assembly. Lineage: Eukaryota; Metazoa; Platyhelminthes; Cestoda; Diphyllobothriidea; Diphyllobothriidae.